GAAGAAGACAAGAGCGAGUCCUUCAUGAUGUCCUCCUCUGCCAUGUGGAUGGAACGGGAACGGAGCGAACGGGAUGCCCUUCUCCAAAGGCGAGCCUCGUUGGAAAAUCAAAUCCAGACUCUGGUCGACGUUCCGGCCAUUCGAUAA
Seminavis robusta is the source of this 147-nucleotide messenger RNA. The record is from the annotation of a GenBank genome assembly. NCBI's taxonomy places the organism in Eukaryota, Bacillariophyta, Bacillariophyceae, Naviculales, Naviculaceae.